This is a messenger RNA of Phyllostomus hastatus (greater spear-nosed bat), 1368 nucleotides long. RefSeq names its product bleomycin hydrolase-like. Gene Ontology annotation, biological process: L-homocysteine catabolic process; response to toxic substance; proteolysis. Lineage: Eukaryota; Metazoa; Chordata; Mammalia; Chiroptera; Phyllostomidae. The record is from RefSeq and is a predicted model, not a curated record. Gene Ontology annotation, cellular component: cytoplasm. Gene Ontology annotation, molecular function: cysteine-type aminopeptidase activity.
AUGAACAGUGUGGGACUGAAUACGGAGAAGGUAUCGGGUCUGCUUCAGAAACUGAGUUCCGACCCUCAGUUCAUACUCGCCCAGAAUGUCAGGACCACCCACGACUUGCUGGACAUCUCUCUGAAGAGGGCCAUGGUACAGGGCAGUCAGCAUGUGUUCUAGAAUGUUGUACCUCAGGAAGGCAAGCCGGUCACCAACCAGAAGUUCUCAGAGCGAUGCUGGAUCUUUUCUUCUCUAAAUGUUAUGAGACUUCCAUUCAUGAAAAAAUUAAAUAUUGAAGAAUUUCAGUUUAGUCAAUCAUACCUCUUUUUCUGGGGCAAGGUUGAACGGUGUUACUACUACUUAAAUGCUUUUGUGGACACAGCCCAGAAAAAGGAGCCUGAGGACGGAAGGCUGGUGCAGUAUUUGCUUUCAGAUCCUGCAGAUGAUGGGGGACAAUGGGAUAUGCUUGUCAAUAUUGUUGAAAAAUAUGGUGUUGUUCCUAAGAAGUGCUUCCCUGAAUCUCAUACAACAGAGGCAACCAGAAGGAUGAAUGAUAUUCUGAAUCACAAGUUGAAAGAAUUCUGUAUACGCCUGCAGAACCUGGUUCACAGUGGAGUGAGCAAAGGAGAAAUCUCAGACAUGCAGGAUGUCAUGAUGGAGGAGAUAUUCCGAGUGGUGUGCAUCUGUUUGGGUAAUCCACUGGAGACGUUCACCUGGGAGUAUCGAGACAAAGAUAAAAAUUAUCACAAGAUUGGCCCCAUAACUCCCUUGGAGUUUUACCGGGACCACGUCAAGCCUCUCUUCAAUAUGGAGGAUAAGAUUUGUUUAGUGAAUGACCCUCGGCCCCAGCAUAAGUACAACAAACUCUACACAGUGGAAUACCUAGGCAAUAUGGUUAGAGGGAGAAAAACUCUCUAUAACAACCAACCCGUUGACUUCUUGAAGAAGAUGGUGGCUGCCUCCAUCAAAGAUGGAGAGGCCGUAUGGUUUGGCUGUGAUAUUAGAAAACACUUGAACGGCAAGCUGGGCCUCAGUGACAUGAAUGUCUAUGACUAUGAGUUAGUGUUUGGUAUCUCCACGAAGAACAUGAAUAAAGCAGAGAGGCUAACUUUUGGUGAUUCACUCGUGACCCACGCCAUGGCCUUCACUGCAGUCUCAGAGAAGGAUGAUCAGGAUGGCAUAUUCAUGAAAUGGAGAGUGGAGAAUUCAUGGGGUGAAGACCAUGGCCAAAAAGGUUACCUGUGCAUAACUGAUGAGUGGUUCUCUGAAUAUGUCUACGAAGUGGUGGUGGACAAGAAGCAUGUUCCCAAAGAGGUGCUAGCUGUGUUCGAGCAGGAAGCUGUUGUCCUGCCAGCCUGGGAUCCCAUGGGGGCUUUGGCCAAGUGA